AUGGGCGAUGGCGCGGAUGCACUGGAGCCAAUUGCGAUUAUUGGCAUGGCUUGCCGCUUCCCAGGGAGCGUUUCUACCCCAGAGAGCUUCUGGGAACUUCUGAACAAUGCUAGGAAGGGUCACGGAGACGUCCCUGAAGAUCGUUUCAAUGCUGAAGCAUGGCGAAAUCCCAGUCACGAGAGGAAGGGAGCUAUCCAGCCUGGCAGCGGUUUCUUCCUCGACGAGGAUCCGGCAGUGCUGGAUGCUCCAUUCUUCUCUAUUACUGCAAAGGAGGCUGCCGGCAUGGACCCAAUGCAAAGGAAGUUGCUGGAAGUAGCCUACGAAGGGUUCGAAAACGCCGGCAUUCCGAUGGAGAAAUUGGCUGGUACCGACACAUCAGUUUACAUCGGCGUCAUGACAAAUGACUAUGAACUGGUUUCCCAAACCGACAUCUACAACCUCCCGCAGAAUGCUGCUUCCGGAACUAGCCGGGCUAUGCUGGCAAACCGCAUAUCAUGGUUCUUUGAUCUGCACGGCGCCAGUCUGGCGUUGGACACAGCUUGUUCAUCCAGUCUAUACGCUUUCCAUCUGGCUUGCCAAUCUCUCCGCACGGGAGAGUCAAGACAGGCGUUGGUCGGCGGCGCGAACAUGAUUCUCCACCCAAACUUCAUUUCUCAGCUGUCUUCAAUGCACAUGCUGAGCCCUGACGGUAUCAGCCACUCCUUCGAUGCCCGGGCUAACGGCUAUGCUCGAGGCGAAGCCAUCACCACCGUCGUCGUUAAACGCCUCGAGGAUGCUCUUGCCGACGGCGACACUAUUCGAGCUGUCGUUAGGGGCACCGGCGUCAACCAGGACGGCCACACACCUGGGAUCACGAUGCCCAGCAGCGACGCGCAGGCCGCGCUGAUCCGGUCCACGUAUGCUGCCGCAGGGCUCUCGUACGACGACACGGGCUACUUUGAGGCCCAUGGCACAGGAACACCGCUUGGGGACCCUCUAGAGCUAGGCGCCGUCGGAGCCGUCUUCGGCCCCUUGCGAAGAGGCACGCGGACUCCUCUAUAUGUGGGCAGCGUCAAGACCAACAUUGGCCACACCGAAGGCAGUGCGGGCCUAGCUGGCGUCGUCAAGGCAGUUCUAGCCGUGGAAAAGGGGUAUAUACCCGCCAACGCCGGUUUCGAGACAUUGAACCCGAAGCUCCGACUCGAUGAAUGGGGUCUCGCCUUGCCACUCGAGACGAUGCCGUGGCCAGUCCCGGGUCUCCGCCGGGCGAGCGUCAACUCGUUUGGUUUCGGGGGCGCCAAUGCCCAUGUCAUCUUAGACGACGCUCACCACUACCUGGAAUCGCGGCAGCUGGUUGGUAGCCAUCAGACGGCCGUCUUUGUCGACGGAGGCACAUCCACAUCAUCCGAGAGUGGAGACAGUGGAAUCAGUGACAUGCGCAACCACCGGGACGGAAGUAAACGGCUCGGAAGCAUUGGCGGACGCCCCAAGGUCCUCGCUCUCUCGGCGCACGACCAGGCCGGAAUCAAGAGGCUCUCGAGUACGUACGCUCAGUUCGCGGCGGAGUCUCAGCACCGGGAAGGCAGCUUCGUCCACGACAUGGCCUAUACUCUGGCAGCCAGACGGACGAGACAUCCGUUUCGUAGCUUCGCAAUCGCGUCGACAGUCAACGACCUCGCGAGUGGCGUUACGGCGGCGCCGACGACGCUGAAGCGCUCGACGAAGAAUGGGACGCUGGCUUUUGUGUUCAGUGGGCAGGGUGCGCAAUGGGCCACCAUGGGGAGGGAAUUGCUUGGUGUUCCUGCGUUCAAGGAGAGCGUUCUCCGGUCACAAGGGUGUCUUGACGCACUCGGCUGCAAGUGGAACGCGAUCGAGCUGCUCUGUGGCGAGGAUGGCUCCAGAUUAGACAUCCCCGAGUUCUGCCAGCCCAUCUGCACCGUGUUGCAGGUGGCCCUGGUCGACUUACUUGGUCAUUGGGGUUUGACGGCGAAAGGAACUGUUGGGCACUCUAGUGGUGAGAUUGCGGCUGCUUACGCUGCAGGGGGAAUCUCCCACGCCAGCGCCAUCAAAAUUGCCUACUUUCGCGGCCUCUACGUCGAGGAAAUCCAGCGCCGUCUCGACGGUCGCCGGGGUACCAUGCUAGCUGCGGGCUUGACCGCCGACGAGGCCCAGUCAGUCGUAGAAGAGUUCUCUACCACUGACCAGAUCGCGACGGUGGCCUGCAUCAACAGUCCCUCGAGCGUAACGAUCUCGGGCGACGAAGACGCUAUCGACAACCUCGAGGUCGUGCUUCAACAACGGGGCAAGUUUGCGAGGAAGCUUCGCGUGAAGAUGGCGUACCACUCGGCACACAUGGAGGUCAUUGCGGACGACUUCCUGGCAUCCAUGGGCGAGCUGGAGAUGAAGGACCAGUUCACAGCGCCAAUGUUCUCUUCGGUUACGGAGGAGGUCUUGGCGAGCCCGUCGCAGCUGAGCGCGGCGUACUGGGUCAAGAACAUGGUCUCACCCGUGCUCUUCAAGGGUGCCGUGGAGGUAUUGCUCACUCACUCCGCUCCCGUGGAGGGGGCCAGCACCACACGAAGACACAGGAAGGUCCCGGUGCGAUGGACCGGUUUCAUUGAGAUCGGUCCGGCGGGAACGCUUCAAGGACCUCUGGACCAGAUUAUGAAGGCCGUCAAUUCGAAGCUCUCCUCUGAGCUCAUUUACAUCUCCAUGCUGAAAAGGAAGAAGAACGCCAUGUCCACCUCGCUCGAGGCUGCGGGUCUGCUGUGGGCCACGGGUCAUGCCGUCGAUCUGCUGAAGGUCAACGAGGACCCCGAGCACCGAGAUGUCAGGUCCUUGGCUAACUUGCCUCCUUACCCUUGGCAACACAGCAAACGCUUCUGGCACGAGACGCCUGAAAGCAUCGCGGUCAGAAAGCAGAAGAGGCCUAGGAAAGAUCUCCUAGGCAUCGAAGUGCCUAACCAGAACCCCUUUGAGCCUAGGUGGCGAACUCCCUUGCGCCUGGAGGAGCAGCCGUGGAUGGGAAGCCAUGUCAUUACCGGCACCAUUUUGUACCCGGCUGCCGGCAUGCUGAUCAUGGUGCUCGAAGCCGCGCUGGAGAUUGCCGAGAUUGACUCGAGAAAAAAAAGGAAGAAGAUUAGGGGCGUCGAGUUGGGGCAGGUCAGCUUCGAGAGAGGCUUGGUGGUCCCUAAUGAUGAUGCCGUCGAGACUCACUUGAGCAUGCGACCAGACGAAGUGUUCCCUGACAAGUAUCACUGGGCCAUCUUUUCCAUCCCGCCCGGCGGCACGUGGCAGAAACACUCUUCUGGUACUGCCGCCACUGUUUACGAGGACACUGUUUCAACGAUCGAGGACUGGCAAGCCGGAGCGGAGAGCUUUGAGGACAUGAAGAAGCGUGCAUCCAAGAAGCUUGACGUCUCAGCCUUCUACGACCAGCUCAAGUCCAUUGGCAUGGACUACGGGCCACUAUUCACGAACGUCGUUGACGCCGCCGUACUGCCCGGUGAGCACACAGGUCUUGCGACCGUUUCCAUCCCGGACACCAAGUCUACGAUGCCUCAGGGCAUCGAAUUCCCGCAUCACAUCCACCCGGCGACACUCGACGCAAUCUUCCACCUCCUCUUCAUCGCGCUCUUUGAAGGGAAUCCCAUGGACGAGGCAUCCAUUCCCGUCACGGUUGAAACCAUCUUCAUCGCGACGGACCAGCCUUCGGGUGCGGGAUCAAAGUACGUCGGGUUCUCAAAGGCGAGGAAGAUCAGCCCCAGAGAGGCGUGCGGCGACAUCGUCGUCUCGGACGGGAGCUGGUCCGGGCCCAAGAUCGUCAUGCAGAACAUGGUCGUCCGUCAGGUGUCGUCCUCUGACGACAAGUCUCAGAGCUUCUCGUCGCCAUUCUCUCCAGCGCCAAAGAGAGUUGGUCGACUUGAGUGGAAGGAAGACAUCGAUGCGCUUGCUGGCAAGACGGCAUCACAGCUCCUACGUCAAAAUCACGACCGCUUUACUAGUCUAGCCAGACCAGACUUGGCUGCGUACUUGGAGCUUCUUACUUACAAAGAGGCCGACUUGCGGCUUCUUGUCCUUCAUGCCGAAGAGAACCAGGAACUGCAGUCUCUGGCAACCAUCUUCGCACCGCAAGAGGAGCGAGGUCUUCGCGCCGCCGAGAUCAAGUUCGCUGCGCCGUCUCAGGAACUUGCAAGCCAAUUGCUUUCCCGGCUUGCAGCAAUGCAAUAUCCACUGCCCAAUGGGUCCCAGAUUGUGUCUGUACCAUCACCUGAAGCCCUGAGUACCAAUUCAUCCGAUCAACUAGUUGAAGAGCUGGGCAUGUUUGACAUUGUUCUCGGAGACAGUCAUGAGUUGCUCAAGGGCGGUGGAAACUUCGGGAUGUCUCACAUCAAGUCUCUUCUGCAUCCCGGCGGUCGUAUCGCACUACUGGGAGACAAGGCGUCUGUCGCCAAUCGUCUGAGCAGCGCCGGCUUCGCCCAGGUUGACAUCGAGUUUGAUAACGCAGUUGUUUGGUCGACACAAGCUCAAAAGAAGCUGGAUCUUUCCGAGAUCAACCUUAUCGUCCGGCCCUCGCCGUCGACAGCCGCACUGGAGGCCCAAAAGGCCUUGACACGGAAAUUGGAGAGUUCAGGUGUCGCGGUCGAGACCUGCCACCUUUCCGAGGCAGCCACCUCGGGAUCCGAGGUCUUCAUCUCUCUUCUCGAGUUCGAUGAGCCUUGGACAAUCAACCUCACUGCUGAAGAGCUGGACCAGUUCCGAUCCUUGGUUUUCGGCGCCAAAUACCUCCUGUGGCUCACGAACGGCGGCAUCGCCGACAGGAGUGAGGCAUCGCUGGCCUUCUCGCCCACCACAGGCCUGUUGCGCACUAUUCGAACCGAGAUACCACAGAUCGUGCUCCCACAUCUGGAUCUCUCGACGACUUCGAAACUUGGCCCUGAAGAACAAGCCGACUUGGCAAUGGAGGUGUUAAGCCUCAGCAGGAAGGACUUGUAUAAGGGAAAGAACAACGAGAUGGAAUUCCUGGAGUCCGGAGGCAUGCUUCUGAUCCCCCGGGCCGUGGCAGACUUGCCCUCUGACCAUGAUUUGGGGUUGCGCUCUGGUCAGCCGAAGUCGGUUCCGGGGGCAUUAUCGGCGACUGGUGAGGCUGGUGACCUGAUUCCCCUGAAGCUCGACGUCGGUGGGUCCGGUGUCUGGAUCGCGGACACAACCCAGAACGAACCUCUCGAUGACGAGGAGAUCGAAAUCCAGACCAGCCACAUAUGCAUCAACGGCUCGGAGCUCACCCGAUCAUCAGGUCAGUUUGCUACCAAAAUGGCGACGGAGGCUCUUGGACGUGUAGUCCGCUUUGGUGCCGAGGUGCCGAACCUCAAAGUUGGUGACGAGGUCGUCGUCCUGGUUGAUGAAAGUGCCUUCAAGACACAUAUCAGACAGCACUUCAGCUUGGUCCAAAAGGCCCCGCAAGAUGUCAAGCCUGAGUUUGCCGCUUCCCUCCCAUCGAGCUUCAUGACGGCCUACCAUGCCAUCGUCGAAGUUGGUCGUCUGGUAGCGGGCGAGACUGUUUUGGUCCACGCCGUGCAUAGUGCUGUUGGACUCGCGGCCCUGCAAAUUGCCACACAGCUGGGUGCGGCAGCGGUGUUUAUUACGGCCAACGACGACAAGACAGCAUCAGACUUAGUCGCCGAGCACGGCGUACCCGAGAGGUAUAUCAUCCGCGCAGAGGACGGUGACGCCGUCUCCCAGACCGCCAUGAAGCUUACUUUCGGGCACGGCGUCGACAUCGUUAUCAGCGCCGCGUCCGGCACAUCGUUGCACUCCGCUACGAAGACGAUCGCUUCUUGGGGCCGAUUCGUACGCAUCGGUACCGAGAGGGCUCGUCCGCAGGACAUUAGCGCCGCGGUAUUCGAGCGCAACUCCUCCGUCUCGUCCGUCGACGUCAGACAGCUCCCUCGAGAGAGGCGUGCGCGGCUGCUCGCCAUGGCGUUCGGGUUCUUGCGCUCCGGACUCGUGAAAGAGCAGUCGCUUGUCACCAGUGUGCGUGAUGUUCGAGACCUGGGCGAUAUCUUAUCCUCGACUACGGUCGAUCAGGGCAACAUCGUCGUCGAGCUCGGGGAGAAAGCCGUGGUGCCGGUGCUACCGCAACCGCCGGCUCCGCCCCAGCUGGAUGUCGACGCGACUUAUCUCAUCUCCGGCGGCCUAGGUGCUCUAGGUCUAACUAUUGCCAAGAACAUGGCUCUUCAUGGUGCUCGGCACUUGGUCCUUCUAUCGCGAUCUGGCGUCGUGAACGGUAGGCAGGAAGACGCCCUUCGGGACAUUCGCGAUCUCGGCUGCGAGGUCGACACUCCCAAGUGCGAUGUCACGGUACGCUCAGAAGUGGAAGAUGUGAUACGAACAUGUGCAGCGAGCGGGCGAAGGCUUCGAGGCGUGAUCCAAUGUGCCAUGGUCCUCCAGGAUUCCAUCUUGCAGAAUAUGACCAUCGACAAGUGGAACACCGCGACGCGUCCCAAGAUUGUGGGGACAUGGAAUCUCCACUCGGCGGUGCCCACAGACCUCGACUUCUUCAUCCUUCUGUCCUCCAUGUCGGGCAUUAUCGGGAAUAGCGGGCAGGCUAACUACUGCGCGGGUAACGCGUACGAGGACGCCGUCGCGCUCCACCGCCGGUCCCUGGGGCUGGCGGCGACGACGCUGAACGUUGGGCUCGUAACGGAUGCGAGUCACUUCAAUGCGACGUCCACGGCCGACGAUUACCUCAAGAAGUACGGCCACUGGGAGUCGGCGAGGGUAACGGACGACGAGAUGCAGGCCGUCAUUGAAGCUGUCCUCCGCCAGGGUACUCAGGACACCCCACCGCAGCUCCUCGUCGGCAUUACCGACGACGUGAAGCGGGACGGUCGCGCCACGUGGCCUCAAGACCGCAAAUUCGAGCACCGAAUCGCGCGGUCCGGGGCUUCUGCAGCCGGUGCAGGCCCUGCCGGCGCGAACGCGGCGAAGCUCGGCGACGAGUUAGCACGGGCCAAGACGUUGAGAGAGGCUGUUACGGUGGUUCUCAACGUCAUCAAAGCGAACCUCGCGGCGGCCAUGACGGCCAGUCCCAAUGAUAUUGACGAGGAGAGGCCGCUGUACAGCUUUGGUGUUGACUCUCUCAAGGCCGUUGAGGUGCGGAACUGGAUCUUCAAAGAGCUGCGUUGUGAUGUCUCCGUCUUUGACAUUUUGAGCCCGAGCCCGCUAGCUAAGUUGGGGCCGAGGAUCGUAGCUAGGAGCGCGCUAACGCCACCCGAAAUUGCAAGCCAGGCGUUGGCGGAAGCAUGA
Messenger RNA from Colletotrichum phormii, 7287 nucleotides. RefSeq lists its product as uncharacterized. The coding region runs from base 1 to 7287 and encodes 2428 amino acids. Gene Ontology annotation, biological process: fatty acid biosynthetic process; secondary metabolite biosynthetic process. The record is from RefSeq and is a predicted model, not a curated record. Gene Ontology annotation, molecular function: oxidoreductase activity; phosphopantetheine binding; fatty acid synthase activity. NCBI's taxonomy places the organism in Eukaryota, Fungi, Ascomycota, Sordariomycetes, Glomerellales, Glomerellaceae. The transcript is spliced from 7 exons.